Messenger RNA from Salmo salar (Atlantic salmon), 3310 nucleotides. Lineage: Eukaryota; Metazoa; Chordata; Actinopteri; Salmoniformes; Salmonidae. The record is from RefSeq and is a predicted model, not a curated record.
UUUUGCCGUAAAGGUAAAUCGACAUGUGACAGACAGGUCCAAGGCGCAGGCGUCUGGUUGCCGUGGGCGGACCGCCUGUUAAUAACCCACUCAGAUUUAUAGAAAGAAUCAUAUAUUUUGUUCUGUGGACUACAUGGAUAACGAUUUAUUUAUUUCAGACAAAGGACGGGUGCGCUUUAGAUAACUUUGCCUAGGUGGCAAUUGUGCGGCUCAUUCACAAUGAGUUUGAAUCGAUUUUUAAGCAGUGACCAGAUCACUGGUCUCUCGACUGUGUACUUGGUAUCUCUGUCUAUAAGUUUGAUUGGGAGUUUUUCAGUGCUUGUGGUUUCCAUUGUAAAGAGGAGCCACCUACAAGAACAGGUGAAUCCCCUGGUCCAGCUGGCUCUAGCUGAUCUGUUGGCAGCAGUUACCCUGAUGUUCACCAGCGCAAUGAAUGAAACACACACCUUCACCCCCAGUGUGUUCAUCUGUGAAAAACUACUGCCUCUGUCACUGUGUGUGUGUGUGUGUGUGUGUUUGUGUUCUCUGUUCCAGAUGUUUUACUUUGUGUCGUUCCUCCUGAUGGUAGUGUAUGCCUGGGAAUCAAAGCAUGCAGUUGAGGGAUGGAGGGAGAGACCAAGAGAGGAAGAGUCCCGGUGUAGACAAAGGGUGGGGGUUGUGCCUGUAUAUGCUUGUGUGUGGUUUAUACCAUUGGUGAUGUACUUUGUGUACGUGAUGACUUUAGUCCUGGUACCACCCAGCCACAUGACGGCAAACAACAGUGAAGCUAGCACAUACUGCAACAGCUGUAUCCUCUUCCUGCAUAUCUGGAGGGACAACUGCUCAGAUAUAGAACAUAUCCAUGAUAUCUUCAUACAAUGCUUCCUCUUUGUCAGUGUGAUACCCGUUUUGGUGUGCUGCACAGUGGUUUACUACAAGGUGGGCAGCUGGUAUCGCAGGUAUGAGGAGGAGGGACUAUUUCCUGUGGAAGGAGAUGCACGUUCCAGGAAACGGCUGAGGGGUAUGUUCUCCACUGCUCGCUACAUGAUGGUGGUCAUCAUCUUCUGCUGGACGCCAGCUCUUGUUCUGGUUGUCCUGUCUGUGAUACCAGACAUACCUCAAGUAAAUCUCUUCCCCCUGUAUAUUAUACAGGCGGUGACGUUGUCUCUGCAGGGCUGUCUGAACAGCGUGGUCUAUGCCUGGAGACGACCAAACUUCAGAGACGCUGUGCUCGGAGAGAGGAUGCCCCUGCUCAGCCAAGACGCCCCUCUGCCCUUCUUUGACGAAUCACUGAGGGGGCCACUUGGACCCUUAACCUCUAACUCCUGACUCUAGAGAAGCUGCUAUGCUGCGGGUGGAAUUCUCUCUCUGGCACAGAAACAGUUUACCCUCCUCAAAUACUAACCUUUACCACUGAGGGAAGCAAUGCAACACUGACCUCAGAUCAGCAUCUGGGGAUAACUUCAUUCUACUACUCCCACUGGGAUGGUUGUCCGGAACCAAGACAAUGGUGUACUAUGGACAUAGGGGUCGACUCAGACUCAGGAAAUGUAUGCCUUUCCUACGCACGUCUUUCCUAUGCACUUCUCAGUAGUUGGUAUUCAGACUUUCCUUAUGCAGACGUGUAACGGGCUUUGCAGGCGUGGUUUCCUUGUAAAUAAAUAAGUACAUUUCAUAGAAGAGCUGAAAAUCCUCCUACUUGCUGGCCAACAGACUUUCUCAUCGAGUUUUCAUUCAAUAGAGUUUUCUGUACAUUUAUCUUAAGCCAUCCCUUUAAAUACGGUGUACCUUUACUUCGAAUUUGGUCGACAGACUCACUAGAAUACAUCGAGAGAAAAGCUUCAGAAUAUUAGAGAUCAAUGGAAGGAAGCCAUCUAAAUAUAUGCAUAUUUGUUACAGUUUCAGCACCAACUGGUUAAAAAAUAUUCUGGUAGAUUAUUUAGGCAAAUAUUAGGGUUAGGAAGGUAUGUAUGACAUAAACUGGUUUGGUGAGCCUUUACGCACAAAAUAUAAUAUAUAGAUUUUUUUAUUUUUUUAUUUCAGCUUUAUUUAACCAGGUAGGCUAGUUGAGAACAAGUUCUCAUUUACAUCUGCGACCUGGCCAAGAUAAAGCAAAGCAGUGCGACACAAACAACAACACAGAGUUACACAUGGAAUAAACAAACAUGCAGUCAAUAAUACAAUAGAAAUAAAUAAGAAAUACAGUGCUUUGAUUCAUCCUGAAAGUUGCCAUAUUCAAAUUCAAUCCAUAAAAUAUUGGAAGGCGAAAAAAACUGUACAAUAGGGUUUGAACAAUAGGCUAGUCCGAUAAAUCAACCAUAAUCCUUACUAAUAAUUGAACUGUAAUGACAACCGUCCAGUCAUUGUGAACUGUGCGCCAGGCUCCAGGGUUAACCUGCUACGUGUGGUCUGAGUUCCUUAAUGAUUCAAAUAGGCUACAUGUCCCAAAUUAUUGUGCAACGUUCGCCUAUUGAUCCACUACUGGAAGAUACUGUCUCCACCUCACCACUGAAGAGACUGGAAUAACACCUUUACUCACAGAGUUCACCUGGUAUUCUACAUAAAAGGCUACGUUAAGUGGUAUGUCACAAGACACUAUUUGCAAUUCAGAAUUUUCCUGGACCUCAAAACGUGUGUUUGAAUGUGAUUUCUGUAGCACCAUUUUUUUGUGUUAUUUAAUAGAAUCUUCAAUGAUAUAUUCCUUUUUUAGUACAAUGCUAUUUCAGUAAGAUGAGAUGAGGUGAUUAUUUUGAUGAGUUGUAGAGCCAGAUGGGCCAGAGCACAACAUGACAUGACAAUGACCAUCGUUUGAUUGAUUGAUUUGAUUAAUUGAAUAUGGUUUAUGAAGCGCUUCCUUACGGUGUGGGGAUUUCCCACUUUCCAGUAGAUAGCUAGAGCAACUGUCAGUGAUUGUGUACAAUAUAGCAAGCAAUAUAGCUAGCAACCAUAGCAAGCUAUCAUUUGUACACAUUCAAUGUUUUUUUGAUCAGGUUAUAUAGUAUCACCCUAUGAACAAAAUGUAUUAAGAUCAGGGGUAUCAUUUUUAUUCUGUCAUUUGACAUGUGUAUAGACUAAAGACGAAAAAGCACUCAAGGACGAAAUGUACUGUACUGUAUUUUAGCAUGUAGAUGUUCUUUGGUAGGCAUUAAAAUCACAGGAGAACAUUUCCCUCGUAUGUUUAUGUUGUUAUGAUGUUUUAUUUGUGCAAUAAAUGGCCUCUUACCCAGUCCCAUUUUAACUGACAUUCUCCUACUCUAAUUUGUUGUAAGCUCAGAACAAAAUGGUUUAGUCCUAUGGUGACCUUGUUUCAAUAAAGACUUCAGACAUGUUU